ACAGCAGAGACACUAGUGCUUAACGGGGGACUCUAUGCCCAUUGCACUAGGGCAUAAUGAAAUGAGCAAACUCACACCACAAUCAUCCUCCCUUUUCCAAACCCAAACAAAACCACACUUCAUUUCCAUUUUCAUUUUCUGCAUCUCCUUCUCCCACCCUCCAUAAAAAUAUGCAACAACCAUUUUGCAAUCCUCUCAAUUUCACACCACCUAAUAAAUUGAGCAGAACCCAUUAAAAAGCUUCACCAUUUAUGAUACACCAAAACCCAAAUCAAGGCCUCUCUCUCAAGAAAAGAGAGAGAUCAUUCAGACCCACUUCACAUUCACAGCUCACACCCUUUCCAAAUUCCCAUCACCUUUUCCAAACCAAAGUACUACGCCCAUCUCAAGAAACCAUGAUGCCUGCUCAUGGGGUCACCUUCUCUCUCAUAUUCCUGCUCUUUUUGGCUACUGUUCUCACUACCACUGAAGCAAGCUUAACCCAUGCAAACGGGUCAUCGGCGGUGGCAGCAGCUGCCACGGAUAAAAAAGACAAGGUGGAGCCGCUGGUGCCACUCGUAGGAGCUGAAAAUUUCAAGACUUUGGUGAUGAAUGAGACCAGAAGGAGGCUGGGGAGCUUUCAGAUUUGUGCAUUGUGUACUUGCUGCGGAGGUGCCAAAGGACUUUGCUUGCCGUCUCCUUGUUGCUAUGCCAUCAAUUGCAACAUUCCCAACAGGCCCUUUGGCUUCUGUUCGUUCACUCCCAAGACCUGUAAUUGCUUUGGAUGCCAUAUCUAACUCUUUCUCUAUAUUUUAUAUUUGAUAAUUUAUAGUUUAUAUUGUUUUAAUUGGGGUAACCUUAAUUUUGUUGGGAGUCUGGAUGAAAAAAGAAUAUCUGUUCUUGAUUUGUUUGUUUAUAAGUUCAGAAAUUUUAUAUUUUAUCAGUUGUGGGGAGGAGGGGUGCUAUUUCCAGGUUAGUUUUUGCUAAUAUCUAGUGGGAUAUUUUCCAUUAUUUUUUUGCUGAAAUAAGCAAUGCCUGGAGAUAGCUCAUUGCUAGAAUAGCAGGAUUAGCAUAAUUUUGUGAGGUAUUUGAGGAAACAUUGUCCUUGUUAAUGGACCUAUUGGGGCUUAUGAUAUUUUAUUGACUUUUCAAAACAAUAAAUUAAUGUAAGUUCUCAGUAGAGCUGUUGUGACACUCAUGACAAGGAUUAAGAUUCAAGUUGUCUAUUAUUUUAGUGUU
Molecule: messenger RNA, 1218 nt
Organism: Prunus persica (peach)
Lineage: Eukaryota; Viridiplantae; Streptophyta; Magnoliopsida; Rosales; Rosaceae
Exons: 2
Coding region: 252-776 (174 amino acids)
Source: RefSeq, a predicted model, not a curated record